Messenger RNA from Zasmidium cellare ATCC 36951, 738 nucleotides. RefSeq lists its product as uncharacterized. The record is from RefSeq and is a predicted model, not a curated record. Lineage: Eukaryota; Fungi; Ascomycota; Dothideomycetes; Mycosphaerellales; Mycosphaerellaceae. The transcript has 3 exons. Bases 1 to 738 code for a protein of 245 amino acids.
AUGUCGGACGAGAUCCUGUUCUACGACUUGCCGAGCAGAGGCAAAUGCCAGUGCUGGUCGCCAAACACAUGGAAGACCCGCGCCAUCCUCAACUUCAAAGGCAUCCCCUACAAAACCGAAUUCACCCCCUUCCACCAACUUCAAGAGAAACUAAAAGCAACCGGCAUCUCCCCCAACGAACCCGGCAUCGCCUGGGUCGACUACUCCGUCCCCGCCAUCCGCCUCCCCUCCGGCGAACACCUAAUGGACUCGCUCAAAAUCGCCCACGCCCUCGAAGACCUCCACCCUUCCCCCUCCCUCCACCUCGACACCGCCCUCCACGAGAAAACCUCUCUCGUAACAGCCAAAGCCGCCGGGCCCCUCCUCCCCGUCUUCAUGCCCAUCAUCGGGCGCUCUAUCGUCCUCGACUCGGACAGCGAGUGGUUCGAAACGGACCGCAGUCAGAAAUUCGGCUGUUCGAUGGCCGAGUUCGAGCGUACGAAGGGCGGGCAGCAGGCGUGGGAUGCGGCGCGGCCGGGGAUGGAGAUGUUGCGGGCGUUGUUGACGGAGGAGAAGAAGGAUGCAGGGCCGUUUAUUAUGGGGAGUGUGCCGUGUUAUGGGGAUUUGGUGCUUUUGGGGCUGUUUCAGUUUUUUCGGAGGUUGGGGAUUUGGGAGAAGUUUCGGGAGGAGUAUGGAGGGGAGGAGGUGGAUAAGUUGUGGGAGGGCGGGAAGGGGUGGGUUGAACGGGAUGAUUAUUGA